AAUUAUGCUGAUAUCUUAGCAUCCAUAAGCCCGAAAUUGGCGAAAUAUGUUUAAAAAGGGCGUUUGGCGUUACGGCGUCGUGGACGUGAAAGACGAAAAUGGGCUUAUCCGCCACGGAAUGAUAGUCGAUGUCGUUGAAGACGAUGGGGAUUUAAUUGUGGACUUCGGAUACACUGGCCACCACGCUGAUCGUAUCCCACUGAGCAGUUGCGUCGCAUUCACCAACGACGACCCCCGUCGUGUUGGUGUUUGCGUGCAGUUUUUAAGUCAGCGCAGCACCGAUCAGCCGUGGUGUUGGUAUCCUGCUAAAGUACUCUUCCGGAUACACGAUCCUUAUAUGUACACCUACGUUCUAGUGGAGGUGGAAUUCGAUGGGCAGCCCACGCUGGCAUUCGUUGAUCAUGACAGAAUUCGCGUAACAGAAGCCGUGUGCUCCUUAGAACAGAAGGCGGUGCUGAGCGACGCCACACAACGAGCGGCAUCGCAGUUCUGCGAUAAAUUCCCCAUUGGGCAGCUGUAUUUUCACAAGAAGCGCGUUGAAUUAGGAUGGUGCCCCGAUGUGUUAGUCCUGGCAAAAAGGCGCGGGUUUCGGGAUAUGUGGAAUCGUUUGACACACACUAUGUUCGUCCGUAUUGAAGUACAGCCAGGCAUUAUGAUUCUGCAUUAUGCUUGUGCGUGGAAGCGCAGUCGUAUAACUGAUGCAGCGAGAUGUAAGGAACGUCUGCGCCGCGCAGAUUCUUUACUGGAUUAUCAUGACAGGAAACGAGAAAUUCGAAUUGAAGCUUGCCACAAAAACGAGAAGCAACGUAAACGACAGAAACUGACUACCGAUACCGGAAGCGGGUAUUCCUGUGUCAAGCCCCGUCGUCUCAAUGUACACUCUCUUAAGGGACUCGUUCCCGCAGACGCCAGUGAGGGAGCUACUCAACUAUGGUAUCUCCCGCUGGAAGUGCUAUCGGAAAUGUUGUCGUAUCUCGUUGUAGAAAGAAAAGCAAUGUGCCGACGCGUCUGUCGAGACUGGGAUGCCCUGGUAAUCCAUUCCCCGACUGUUCUCAUUGAACUGGAUCCGUUGGCAACCUACGUUGAGACCACACUGGCAUGGAUGUUGUAUGGAACAGCGAAGACCAGGUCAUGUUCCAUCCGAUCCCUGACAGUUACCGUUACUCAACCGCACCGCUCUCGACGUCAUCAUGCCAGACGUAACCUAAUACACAUCACAGAGGACAUGCUAACAGUGCUGGGAAUCCAACCGCAGAUUAUUCUUCUGUCAUAUAUAAAGGAUGCCGAUUAUCGCGAUUUUCUGCCGCCAUUCCAAGCAGAGCAACCACCGCCGUGGUGGCCGCUCUGUAAGAAGUUGCUGCUGGUGGAAGUGGAGCUGGCCAUUCCGCGGAACUUUUCCAAAGAUAAUGUAUUAAAGGGAUUCCAAAGUUUUGGCGACAUGGAUGGAUCCUGGUUGGCUGAUAUCGAUGAGUGGGGCCGCAGUAAAUUGCAGAUUACCAGGAGCACCUUAUUCACGGCCGGCGUGAAGCCUUGGCUGGAAAAGGGUCGAUAAUAACGUCCCGCGAUGGAAAGUUUCUUCCACUCGGUUUAUAUUUUUUGGUGAAGUCAAAAAUGGAGCUCCAUCGAUCAGUACGAUGAAAUUAACGUGUCGUAUGUUUUCCAGAGUGGUUGUCCACCAGCUAUAUUUUUGUAAUAAUUUAUCACUACAGUAUUACUAUUAUAAUGAAUUAUGCUCAAAAUUGCUUGUACGUUUUUAAAUUUUGGC
This is a messenger RNA of Paramacrobiotus metropolitanus, 1765 nucleotides long. RefSeq lists its product as uncharacterized. The transcript is spliced from 3 exons. NCBI's taxonomy places the organism in Eukaryota, Metazoa, Tardigrada, Eutardigrada, Parachela, Macrobiotidae. The coding region runs from base 47 to 1552 and encodes 501 amino acids. The record is from RefSeq and is a predicted model, not a curated record. Gene Ontology annotation, molecular function: protein binding.